Molecule: messenger RNA, 1935 nt
Organism: Prunus armeniaca (apricot)
Lineage: Eukaryota; Viridiplantae; Streptophyta; Magnoliopsida; Rosales; Rosaceae
Source: the annotation of a GenBank genome assembly
AUGGCAAGCCCUCACCCCCCUUCCCCGAUCUUACUUCUUGACGACGAGGAACUCCAAGAGGACCAAAACGCAGCACCGGGAUUCAAUGAUGAUGAAGAAGAUGAAGACGAUGAAGACGAAGAAGAAGACGAAGACUUAAUUGACACGGAUUAUGCUGUGUACAUUGCAUCACUACAUCAUUCUGGUGUUUCUCAUAACGGCGCCGGAAAUUCUCAUGAAACAGUGGCGAGCAAUGGGGCUGAGGAAUGGGGGCGUAAGCGGAGAAGAGCUGGAGAAGGCAAAACGGCGUCGCGCGAUGGAAUUGGCAGUGCAGAGAGUUCCCAAGGCAGCCACUGGACUCGGAAUGAAAUCGAUGGGCUAUUUUGCCCUAUUUGCUUGGAGGCUUGGACCAACGACGGUGAUCAUCACAUCUGUUGCCUUCCUUGUGGGCACAUAUAUGGUAUGUCCUGCAUAAGAAAAUGGCUACAGCAGCGUAAAAAUUCAGGGAAGUGCCCUCAAUGCAACAAGAAAUGCGCGUUAAAGGAUGUUAGGAAACUUUUUGCUUCACGAAUUGUUUCUGUUGACGAAGAAUCGCAAAAGAUGAUUCGGUCACUUGAGGCUAAAUGUGAUUCUCUUGAGAAGAAGGGAGCUGGUUGGUGUAAGAAAGAAGCUCAAUGGCAAAAGUUAGAGGCUGAACUGCAGCUUAAAGUUCAGAAGCUUACAGAGAGGACAACAUAUUUGGAGCGUUUAUUAGGAGACACGCAUAGCAGAACAUCUGGACAAGUCAAUGCUCAUGGGGCCGUUGAAGGAAGAUUUGCAUCUGGUAACACAAUCUUAGACAAAAAAUCUUAUGGGUGGAACUUUGACUCAAAGCUCUGUGGACAAGAGUAUUCUUGCAAUUUCAUAUUAGAUAAGGAGUUGCAGGUAGAUGGUGCUCGUUUAUUUGAUGUUGAUGCAUCUAACCAAAUUGUGUUAAUUUCACGAAGGCUUGCUGGGAUAGGUGGGACACAAGCGCUUACCAAAUUGAGUUUGAUACCUCCGUAUGACAGAGAUGAUAUUCUCCUUCCUAGAUCUAUAAAAGUCAUUAGGGACCUACACAUUUGCCCUACGAACAGUGACCUUGCACUGUUUGCUUGCCUAGGGAAGAAGUUGUCAGUUCUCAGUAUGGAAAGCAACAAUGUCAUCCUUGCCUAUGAUCUACCGGCUGCUGCUUGGACAUGUUCCUGGGAUCUCAAUGACUCGAAUUAUGUAUAUGCUGGAUUACAGAAUGGCUCUCUUUUGGUGUUUGACUUGCGCCGAACUGCAGGGCCUGUUGCAACGAAAAAGGGGCUGACAAACAACCCAAUUCAUACUGUACAUUCCCUUCCAAAUAAUUCAGCUCUCCCUGCUGGUGCUAGAACAGUGCUGUCCGCUUCUUCAAUUGGCUUAUGUCUGUGGAACGUUGAUAAUGCUGAAGAAGGGCCGAUAUUGGUUCCUCAAACGGAGAAUCAAGGAGUUUGCAUAUCUCUUGCUUAUUGUCCUAGCAGUGACAACAUUGUCGCUUCCUAUCGUCCCAAAGUGGAAAUGUCCGAUGACACAAUCUUCUCUCAACCACCGCUUACUCCUUCCCGUGGUGGCAUUGGACAAGGAACAGUGGGUUCCCUUGUUUUACUAAAGAGAGCAGACAGCAGCAACUGUUUUAAAAGGUUGGGAUCUGCAUGCACCAACGUCUGUGAUAUCGGACUGCCAAAAUCUGCAAUCAUCGACUUAGGAAAUCAUCGCACAUUGUUUGCAUCAGAGGAUAAGUUAAGUUCCAAAUUGGUUUUAGAAGAGUUGCCAUCUUUUACUACCUUCCAGAGCCUUAAGUUGCAUAAAGAUCCUGUUCGCGAUCUCAAGUACACUCCUGCUUUGAAGAAAGGUCUGCUUGGUUGUUUAAGCGGUGACAUACUGCAACUCUUCAGUACCAGGCUUUCAUGA